AUGAAGCUGCGCCGGGGUCGCUGGAAGCCAGAGGAUCCCAUGUGGACACUGUGGGCCUGUCGUCCUGAGUCUGCGUCUCCACUCCACAGGUUCCCUGUGGGCCGCUGGACCUCACACCCCUUCGAGGCGAAACAAGUGAGACAGGGCGUGAAAAGUAGGACCAUCCUGACUCCUCAGACCAUGGAAUGCCCCGUUCCAGUACAGGGAUCAAACAGCCUGGCUGGUAACCACAGCUAA
Rangifer tarandus platyrhynchus (Svalbard reindeer) is the source of this 237-nucleotide messenger RNA. The record is from the annotation of a GenBank genome assembly. NCBI's taxonomy places the organism in Eukaryota, Metazoa, Chordata, Mammalia, Artiodactyla, Cervidae.